Molecule: messenger RNA, 1461 nt
Organism: Kockovaella imperatae
Lineage: Eukaryota; Fungi; Basidiomycota; Tremellomycetes; Tremellales; Cuniculitremaceae
Product: putative cytoplasm protein
Exons: 13
Coding region: 257-1453 (398 amino acids)
Source: RefSeq, a predicted model, not a curated record
GUCUGAUCCAUACCACAUUCAUACCAUAGCUGCAGCUUGAAAGUCUCGGGAACGUCGCGUCAAGGGUAUGAACGGCCCAAAAGGCCUCUGAGAGACUACUGGAGCGAUAACGAAGACACGUCAUUCACCUAUCCUUUCACUCCAACACUCCGCUCCCGACUGAGCCUUGCAGGACACGCCAGUCAAGCUCGCAAAUAUGGGCUUAUGACCUAUACCCGGACCUCUACCAUCCUUCAACUUCAGUUCCUGUAAGAGGAUGUGCCGCUUUAUUGUCUACAAGGGCCAUGAGCCCAUUCAGCUGUCCCAUUUGGUGACUAGACCCCGUCAUUCCAUUACGAACCAGGCUUUCGAGUCCAAGUUGCGAUUUCCAUCGAGUCGACCUAUGAAUGCUGAUGGAUUCGGUAUCGGGUGGUAUGAUCCCCUACAAACACCGUGUCAAGAGAAGGAUCCUUAUCCUGAAACUACAUCGCCAAAGUCACCGAGUGAGAAUCCUUCGCUGAGCAAUGGAGUGGCUCAACGAGCCGAAGCCUCUUCUCCCAUGCAUCCCACCGGAUCAAGCGGCGUCUUUGAAGGGGAUGAUGCGGAUGCUCAGCAGCUGUUGGCUGAUCGAGCAAAAGAGCGAGAGCUGGAGAACGAAAGACCGUGCAUUUUCAAAUCCAUCUCUCCUGCGUGGAGCAAUGCGAAUCUCGAGCGACUCGCAGAGAAGAUCAGAAGUCCUUUGAUCUUUGCGCACGUACGAGCUUCAACCAUGCCCGGGGCUCCGAGCGAAGACAAUUGCCAUCCUUGGCUCUUCGGCAAGCUCAUGUGGAUGCACAAUGGUGAAAUAUCUGGCUUCACCAAGAUCAAGCGAGCUCUGCAGUCUUCACUUCCAGAAGAGCUGUUCUUGUACCCUGCAGGUUACACCGACUCGGAAUGGGCUUUCAUGCUUUUUCUCUCGAAACUCAAAGACCCACACGCUCGAUUCUUCACACAUGUUGAGCUGAGGGACGCCAUGAUGGAGACCAUCAAAACCCUGAAUAUGUUACUCAAGGACGCCGAAGUGACCAGCCCAAGCCUGCUCAACUUCGUCGUGUCGGACGGUCACACCGUCGUUGCGACUCGGUAUAUCAGCUCGCGAACAUCCGAAGCGUCGUCACUCUUUUUCUCAUCUGGAACGUCUUUCGACGAGAUACAAGAUGGAGGAAUGUACAGAAUGACAAAAGCGGAUAAGAGGGAGAGCAUUAUACUCAUCGCGUCUGAACCCUUGACCUUCGAGAGAAGUGAUUGGAUGGAGGUCAAGACGAAUACAAUGCUCGUCAUCACACCAAAGAUGAAUCUGCUCCAAAUCCCCAUCAUUGAUGAGUUCUGGGUCGCGCCUCAAGAUCCAGCCUCUCAACAUCGGACGACGGACUUCGCUAUCUCAAUGGGAUUUGGACACGGGUUUGCUGCCAGUAAAGAGCAAGAAGUCGCCUGAUCCACCGA